Messenger RNA from Formica exsecta, 1488 nucleotides. RefSeq lists its product as uncharacterized. Gene Ontology annotation, cellular component: membrane; neuronal cell body; dendrite. The coding region runs from base 61 to 1488 and encodes 475 amino acids. Gene Ontology annotation, biological process: sensory perception of taste. The transcript is spliced from 9 exons. Lineage: Eukaryota; Metazoa; Arthropoda; Insecta; Hymenoptera; Formicidae. The record is from RefSeq and is a predicted model, not a curated record. Gene Ontology annotation, molecular function: sweet taste receptor activity.
AACACGACGGACAUUUACUUUCUUUCAUAAAGUAAGUUCUUAGUUGAAUCCCGCGAAGAGAUGGCCAUAAAGAAUGUUCGAGCGGCUAUAUCUCCAGUUUUAACCAUAUUGUGCUUAUGCGGAUCCGGGGUGUUUGAAUAUCCUCAAGGUCAACCGAGAUUAUAUUUCAGCAUCUUUUAUAAUUUUAUAUCGUGGUUGUUUCAUAUUUUUCUCGUCAUUAAAGCAAAGAUAUUUUGCCAAACAUAUUCUAAAGAUGAAUUCGAUUUACCUAUAGCUGUUACAACUAGUAUAAUUUUCGGAGUGUUAUACAUGCUCGUUACUGUCUAUUACGAUAAGAAAUUUAAGAGUUGUCUGAAUAGAUUAAGCAUUGUGGACGAGACAUUGGAGAAGCUUGGAACGCCGAAGAAUUAUAUGAAAUUACGCAAACAAAUUAUAUGGCUAAUCAUUGGAUGGAUUGUCUCGAUCUUUUUCAUGGAUAUAAUCGAUAGUUUAUGGUUCUUUAUACACAUGGCAGAAUAUCAGAUCGUAAUAGCUGUAUGCGGGUCAUUAAUUUUAAACUAUUCGUAUCAUAUCAGUGUCAUUUAUGAUUUAAAGUAUAUGAUACUGCUGGGAUAUAUGAAAACUCAAUUUGAACAUGUCAACCAACAUAUUCAAAAAUUAACAGAAUUAAAGAAACGGCAAGUGAGACGUGCCUGGGCGACAUCCACUUUGUCCCUGAUGAGCCGCCACAUGGCUGGCACCGAAACAUCUAAUCGAAUCAUAUGGAUCUUAAUGCAUAUUCAUCGCGAAUUGUGCUCGAUAACGAAUCAAUUGAACACAAUAUUUGGAUUGCAAAUGCUAAUGCAAACCAUUGUAUUUCAACUCUUUACAAUCCAGCUUAUUUACGAAUUUUAUAAGUAUGAUCUUGUCACGAUAAACGAUACAUCUACGUAUUCAGCGAUUAAUUUUUUAAAUACUUACUUUUGGGCCACAGUCAUCAUCGUCAAAAUGAUUGUCUUCAAUUAUAUCUGCGAGGAACUUUGCACUAAGAAAUUUAGAACCUGUUUAAAAAGGAUCGCUAUUGUUGAUGAUACUUUGGAACAACUCGGAAUAACGACAGAUUAUAAGAAGCUAUAUACAAGAACAAUAUGCAGACAUCUUCAUUUGGAGUUGCGUAAAAUAUCUAGCGAAAUAAACUCAGUAUUUGGAAUACAGUUGACUCUCAAAAUGGGAUUGUACUUUGGUUUUAUAGCACUGUGUUUUCGUGAAACAUUCAAUGCUUUCCCUAAGUCUAUUUUGGAUUGUAUUGCGAAUAUAACAGGAAAUAUUAUGAGUACAAUAUCCUAUUCCAUUCGUGAUGAUGAGGUUCGUGAAAACAUAUCGCAGUUUUUAUUGCAAACGUCUCAAGCUCCAGUCAAAUUCUACGGGCUUAGACUUUUCCAGUUCGGUUUUGAAUUUUUUCUAAGGGUAUAUUCCAAUUAUCUUAUAAUGAUCUAUUACAAUUUAUAA